Messenger RNA from Lingula anatina, 3043 nucleotides. RefSeq lists its product as uncharacterized. The record is from RefSeq and is a predicted model, not a curated record. Gene Ontology annotation, molecular function: DNA-binding transcription factor activity, RNA polymerase II-specific; RNA polymerase II cis-regulatory region sequence-specific DNA binding. Gene Ontology annotation, cellular component: nucleus. Gene Ontology annotation, biological process: regulation of transcription by RNA polymerase II. NCBI's taxonomy places the organism in Eukaryota, Metazoa, Brachiopoda, Lingulata, Lingulida, Lingulidae.
AUUACCACGAGUGUGUUGCUAAUAUUUUUAUGAAAAAAACGCUACUGUUAGCAUUACACGUUUAAGUAUUCUAUCUGUUUUAGGACGAGUUUUUUAAACUUUCAGUAUGAUGCACGUGUUGCACGAUGUUUACAAACACCCACUAUUUGGGCGUUUUGCCAACCGGCAUGCUAUCCGUUUACUACUGUUAUUAUUGCACUGCUGUUCUGUUGCUGUCAUAUAACAGAAUUUGAAAAUGCGGUUUUAGGUUGGCUCUAACACCUAUUUUGGUAUUAAUUUCGUGUAUAUGUAAUAUAUGCUUUAAAGUGUGUAGCACCUAUACGAAAAAAUGAAGUGCAGAAUGGUGAAAGAGAGAGGUUGUCUAUUAAGUUUCUGCAAUACUGUGUAGUGACAGUAGCAAUAAUCAUUAGUACGUACAGUGACUCUGCUCACGGUGGUGGUAACGGUUAUUUGUAAUGGAAAUGCAGUCUCGAAGAACAAUCUUCAUAACAAUGUUACGAGAAGACAAGCCUAACGAGGAGCACUUUCUAGCCGAUUUAAAUGACGUGGCUCAAGAUUUUAUCAUCGGUUUUGACGGAGAGACGAACGUUGUGACCACCACCUCAGAGUGGCCCGUCUUCUCAACGGGAACGGACACAUCAACAGCGAUCUCUCUCACAGAGACAUGGGCCCCUGUUCCCAGCCAGCAACUUACAAGCCCUGGCAGCCUUGGUAGCCUUGGCAGCGCCACUUCUUAUAGUGUCCCAGAGGAUACACCAUUCUUUCUAGACAUUGGUAAUUCAAUUAAGAAAAGCUUAUCCUCGUCCGUGGAUGGUGAUGAUGGAAGGAGUUCGGUCACCUUCUCCGACUCUUUAGACUAUUCUAGAGAUUCUUUAUCAACCACCCCGGGCCCUUCCACUGCCUCAAAUGCCACCCCUGGGGACAUCGAAGAUGCAGACAUUUUUACAUUUGACGAUCUCGACCCAGCGUCCUUGGUAGCAGCUGUUGAAGGGGAUAUGACCCCCCUGUUAAAAGAGGAGCUCAAGUACACUAUUCUCAGUAAAAGGCACUCAAAAGGACAGGCGGAGCCAAAUGUGGAAUACAAACUACCAGAACCUGAACAGCUUACAGAGGCUGACUUGGUUCGACGAUCUAGGCGGAAAGAAAGCAACCGAAGAGCCGCCCAAAAAUGUCGAAGAAAGAAGAAAGAAAUGUCAGAACAGCUAUUAGAGCAAACAGAACAACUUGAAUCCCAAAGAGAUUCUUUGAAGAAGACGAUCCAAGAACUAAUAGACGAGAGAGAUCUUUUAUCGGAUCUCUUCGACGCACACAAAAUCGCCUGCAGAAAAAGUGGUAGCGAAAGUUGUUGAAGGUACUAGGCAAAUAUGGGAACUUUUCAGUCCUAUUUUCUUUAGAAGGACCAAACUGUGGCGCUUUCUUACUGUUUAUGCCCAAAAAAGGGUGGGCUAAAAACAAGCUUGCCUUUGCUUGUUGUUCGUAGUGAUUCCGACUUGAAAGAAAUGGCAUUGGACUAAUAUGGGCAUGGGCUAAUGCAUUUCCACUACUGGAUCUGCAGCGAUUUGGAACACUGUUAUUUAAUUGGUUGUUUGCCACGCUGCAGUAUCAGAAAUGGACGCUUAUUCGAACCUUAAAAGGCAUUGUAAUGGUUACUGCACCGGUAACAUUGUUGGGAAAUUGAGGCAAGCCUGGACUUAACCUUAGGCCUAUAUAAUAUCAAUCGAUCAGCCUUACACCAUAAAAGGCGACGAAUAUGUUUCCUAUCCAUAUAAGGCCUCGAACCUUCUAUCAAUCUGGGUCGGUUUGAACUCUUUAAUCAGAUCUGUUUUGUGUAUUAUAAAAUGUCAUCAGGUACUGUUAAAAUGUGUCAAAGGUGUAGGGACCAGUGAUUGGUGACCCGUCUGCCCUAAGAACUGCCAGACAAAAUUAUCUUGAUAAAAUGCAGCGCUAUCUUUUUAAUUUUUCUCGAUAUCAAACAAGUGUGAAAUUUGAUUAUAUGUUAAACAGAAAUAUAUAUAUAUUUCUUUCAAUUAAUUUAUGUAGUAGGUAACCCACUAAGGCUUAAAGUUAGGUCAGAUGUGUUUGUUUCUUGUAAGUGGGUUUUCACAAGGUGCACGUGUACCUUGGAAUGAUUAAGCAAUAAUUUUGUUUACAAAAUACGCGAGUGAGGGAAUCUCCAGACGGGUUGGUCAACAGAUAUCACCUCAUUUUCAAAGCCGGAACGAAUAGAAUGCUAUUACUGAGCUACUUCAAUUUCAGCCUCAUAUGGGUAUGAAUCAUCACUGAUCUAGUCUAUAAGCUCGUAUUUAUAGAACUGGGUAUCACCUACUGUCAAAGGCUGCAAUAUUCUAAUGUAAAUAUUAUGUCUCGGUUGAUAGGGGAGACGUGACGUAUUUGCCGUAACUGGGUCGGGAUCCUUGCGCCUGACUCUGAAUCACCAGUUAUUGCGACACCUGUAGGGCAUUGGGUUCACGUGUCGCAAGCACGGGCAUUAAACUUUACAAAUCGUUAACUUACCAUUGACCUAUAUUGAGUGUCCUUCAGUCUGAUUUCAUACUUUUAUAUUUUUUAUUUACUGUUCACAAUUAAAGGCAGCAUCAUUGUGAGUGUAGAGAAUUUCAAAUGAAGUAUGUUGGUAUAUCAGUGUAAUAUAGUUAUGACUGCGCCUCAUUGUAAAUAGUGUACAGCAGCGCCAGAUGAAUGAGCGACGUGCAUGAAUGGUGAAUCUUAACAGAAUACACGACCGAUAGAGGAGUCUGAGUAUAUGGUGUACAGCAUAACAGAAUCAAGGUGUUCAAUUUUUCAUAUUGAAGACAUUUUGUUGUAAUAAAUGAUGUAUUUGUAAUUCCGUGUUCUUGUUUUACAUGGCGACAAUCUAUUUAUUCAUUUGGCAGUGAUGCAUAAAUAAAAGACGGUGUCACGUAGUAUACUAAAUUGCCUUAAAGUGUUAAAAUUAUCUUUUUUCCCUUUCAAAUAUCAAACAAUUGAAUUUGGCCAGAUCAGGUAAUUGUAGCAUUAAAAAAAAAAAAAAAAAAAAAAAAAAAAA